Messenger RNA from Nestor notabilis (Kea), 2406 nucleotides. It is a transcript of the gene UIMC1, whose product is annotated as ubiquitin interaction motif containing 1. Gene Ontology annotation, cellular component: BRCA1-A complex. The transcript has 11 exons. Gene Ontology annotation, biological process: positive regulation of DNA repair; double-strand break repair. The record is from RefSeq and is a predicted model, not a curated record. The annotation marks the transcript as partial. Gene Ontology annotation, molecular function: K63-linked polyubiquitin modification-dependent protein binding; histone binding. NCBI's taxonomy places the organism in Eukaryota, Metazoa, Chordata, Aves, Psittaciformes, Psittacidae.
CAGGAGUCAAAGGAGGAGAGUGGAUUGCAAAAGAAGAGAACAAAACAGCAGCUGGAGAAAACGAAGUUUGCUGCUAAGAGAAAAAUUGCACAGAUGACUGAAGAGGAACAGUUUGCACUGGCCCUGAAAAUGAGUGAGCAAGAAGCCAGACAAGUGAACUGUCAGGAAGAGGAAGAGGAGGAGCUCUUGAGGAAGGCCAUUGCUGAGAGCCUUAAUAGCUGUCAGUCCUCGGACUGCACUGAUGCAACCCCUCAGUUGUGUGCAGAAGGCCAAAGCCAGCCUGCCGAGAAGGAAGGCUCUGAAAUCCUGGGAGGUCUGGCGCUUUGCCCUGGCACCCCUCGCUCCGAGUGCAGCUCCCACUCACAGAGCACCAGAGCUGAUGGGAAUGGACAGAUGGAUGUCGCCCGGAGCCCCCUGGUAGUGUUGAAGAGGUUAAGCCAGGAAAUUGUUGAAAGCUCACUAGUAUCCAGCAUAAUCGUGUCUCCGGGGAAGGGCCUGCCUGUGACAAGGUCAAGUGAAAAGCUUUCCUCUUCAGCAAAAAGUGAUUCUAGUAACACAUUACCCAGCACUCUCGGAGAGGACCUCGUCUGUCCAAGUCCCACCUUUGGCAGGGUGACUCCAGGCUCCCGGCGACUGACACCUCGCAGACUGUUCAUGAGCUCCUCCAGCUCUUCUGGAACAAUAGGCCACGAGCCAAAAGAGCAGCCCCUGCCCUGCACUGGCCAUUAUGUAGGGGAAGCUGGUGCUGGGAGCUCAGCCACACUCUGGAAGAGCUGGACUGCAGAACAGGGUGGCAGCCCGAUGGGGAGCAGUGGAGAAGCAGGUACCAAACACAGCUCACAGCCCAGGCACGCCACCAAAGUCUGCGUUUCCACAGAGCAAGCAGAGCAGAAUGAGGUGCCCAACAGUACCCCUGAGCUUUGUGUCCUGAAUGCAGAAGAGAAGCACAAGCAGCAGGAGGCGAGAGACACAGUGCACUACUACUGGGGCAUCCCCUUCUGCCCCAAAGGGGUAGACCCCAACCAGUACACCAAAGUCAUCUUGUGUCAGCUGGAAGUUUAUCAGAAGAGCUUGAAGCAGGCUCAGAGGCAGCUACUGCAUAAGAAGGAGUUUGGUAGCCCAGUUGUGCCCAGUCCUUCCUUGAGCAAAAAUGAGCUUGGGAAAGAAGAGCAGAUAAGCAGGGAGAAUGGGGUUGCUGAUGGUACAGAAGAUGGAGGCCCAGAUGGGCAGAAGGAGUCUGAGAGCAUGACUUGGCUCCUGCCUUCAAAGAGGAGGGAGGCAGAGAGUCUGGGGCACAGCAUGGAAGAAGAGAAUUCUACUUCUGAUGAUGAACCAACUACCAGCUACUGCCAGGUGUCCCAGGCGCUCCCUGCAGACGAUGCGUGCGAGGAUGGGGAACCUAUGCAAGUUGCACAGAGCAUCUCUGUAUUGACCCCACUUGGCACUAAAAGGAGCCCAGAUACUGCCACAGAAAACUCUGCUGAAGAAGAGAUCUCUGUCUGCCCAGAGACCCAGCCGAGUCCACAGGAAGCUGUUGAGGUGAAGGGAGAAGAGCUCUGCUCGGACCCUGGAGGUGCAUCUAACCAGGCUGGUGGAGAUGAAGAUGUUGGUGGGACCGUGGCUGAGUGCAGUCCUACUGCUGCUGACUGCGUGUUGUGCCCUAUGUGUGACCAAGGCUUUCCUGCUGCGGAGAUCGAGCUGCAUGCCAUGUACUGCAACGGUGUCGUGGGACAGGAGGCUGGCAAGGACAGCCCAGUGCUCACCCGGCAUCAGAGAGAGGUGAGAAGAAAAGCAGCCAGCAGUGAGAGCGGCCCAUCAUCCUUAGACAUUGACAAGUGUGAGAAGUGCUACCUCUGUAAGUCACUGGUGCCACUGCUGCAGUAUCAGAGGCACGUGGACAGCUGCCUUCAGGCUGCUAGGCAAGCUCAGGGAACCAGGAGGCUGCGAAGAGCCAAGGACACUGGAAGGCAGGAGAGGGGACUCCUCAGGAUGCUGGAGCUCUCGGAGAGCAAGUCUGCAGGUGCUGAUGCGGGGACCCCCCUCCCUGGACUAGGAGACCAACAAUCCCCUCCUGCUCGCCCAGCCAGAGGCAGAGGGCCGAUGGGGAACAGCCCCAGCUCCCUUCGGCACCUUCCCUUCAACAUCUCCCCUGUGAAAUCCGGCAUCUCCUUCUUGGAAACCACGGCCUGCGUGUUGGACUUGGAGCCACAAGCGGCUCUUCAUCUGGGCAGCCAGCAGCAGACCAAAGGCUGCCGCCGAAGAUUUAAAAGGCACAAGUUCGGAGUCAACCGUGGGCAUCAGUUCCCCUCCAUGGCACUGUGUCCCUGCUCCACCGCAGCCCCGUUCUCCCACCCCCUUUUCUAUGUUUUCUACGACCUGUGCAGGGAGCACUGGGUGGAGCAGUGA